Messenger RNA from Pteropus alecto (black flying fox), 2394 nucleotides. RefSeq names its product egl-9 family hypoxia inducible factor 2 (gene EGLN2). The transcript is spliced from 6 exons. Bases 729 to 1808 code for a protein of 359 amino acids. Gene Ontology annotation, cellular component: nucleus; cytoplasm. Gene Ontology annotation, molecular function: L-ascorbic acid binding; peptidyl-proline 4-dioxygenase activity; ferrous iron binding. The record is from RefSeq and is a predicted model, not a curated record. Gene Ontology annotation, biological process: peptidyl-proline hydroxylation to 4-hydroxy-L-proline; cellular response to hypoxia. NCBI's taxonomy places the organism in Eukaryota, Metazoa, Chordata, Mammalia, Chiroptera, Pteropodidae.
CCCACCCCCAGCCUCUCUUGUUCUCUUUGUCUCUGGACUCCCCAUUUUUCUCUCUCUGUGGACCCCCCCCCGCACAUUCUUUCUGUGUCUCUCCGGAACACCCAGGCAGAUCACCCCUAUUUGUCUCUAACUCUAUUCUACUCCCCACUCUUCCACCGUUUUUUUUUCUACUUCAGGCCCCUCCUUCUUUUCUGUUUGUCUGUCUGUCUCUGAGGAUGCUCUCUCUCCCAGCCCCCACCGCAGUCCUUUGUUUUGGGUAGAUUUUUACCCAGCCUAACUCCUCCAGCCACCUACCUCACUGACUCUUGUCUGUCAGUGAUUUCUCCCCCAAAUUCCCAGGGUCUUCUCCUGCACUUGGCUCAGGUUUUGGGAUCUCUGUAGCCAAGUCUGUUUGCCUUUCUGCCGCCUCCCUGCCCCUCACCCUGUUCCCCAGCCAGCCUUCCUGACCCUAACUCCUCUCACAUCCCUUUUUCUCUCCUUCUCCAGCGACCCUCCUGAUAGGUCCCUUCCCGAGCUCCUAGGGACAGCAGAGGAUUUGGGGACCGGUGAGCACCCUCAGGGCACAAGAAGAGCCUCUGCCACCUGCCGUGCCUCACCCUGCCCCACGCCAGGCCCGGCCGCCCCGGCCCUUGGCCGCAUCAAGUGGAGGAGGAGGUGGCAGCGGAGGAGGGUGGCACCAUGGGCCCGGGCCGUGCCCUCCAUGCCCGGGGGAUGAAGACGCUGCUGCCAUGGACAGCCCGUGCCAGCCGCAGCCCCUGAGUCAGGCUCUCCCUCAGUUGCCAGGUUCUGUGUCAGAGCCUUUGGAGCCUGGCCGGUCCAGGAUGGGGGUGGAGAGGUACCUGCCGUGUUCCCUGCUAUCCUCCUACCACUGUCCGGGAUGUCCAGAAGUGCCUGCUGAGGCCUCACCAGGGAGUGGGACCCCCAGAGCCACAGCCACUUCCACCACAGCCAGCCCCCUGCCGGAGGGUUUCGGUGGGCAGGACGGUGGCGAACUGCGGCCACUGCAAAGCGAGGGUGCUGCAGCACUGGUCACCAAGGGGUGCCAGCGACUGGCAGCUCAGGGUGCCCACCCUGAGGCCCCCAAACGAAAAUGGGCAGAGGAUGGUGGGGAUGCCCCCGCACCCAGCAAGCGGCCCUGGGCCAGGCAGGAGAACCAGGAGGUGGAGGGGGAGGGUGGCAUGGGCUGCAGCAGUGGCCGCGAUGAGGCUAGCGCCAAUCUGAGGGAGGAGGAGCUGCCCGCUGCACCUGAGCGCCUGGCCCUGGACUAUAUCGUGCCCUGCAUGAGCAUCCGUGGGGACCAGAUUGCCUGGGUGGAAGGCCAUGAGCCAGGCUGCCGAAGCAUUGGGGCCCUCAUGGCCCACGUGGAUGCUGUGAUCCGGCACUGCGCUGGGCGGCUGGGCGGCUACGUCAUCAACGGGCGCACCAAGGCCAUGGUGGCAUGUUACCCAGGCAACGGGCUGGGGUAUGUGAGGCAUGUUGACAAUCCCCACGGCGAUGGGCGCUGCAUCACCUGUAUCUAUUACCUGAAUCAGAACUGGGACGUCAAGGUGCAUGGUGGCCUGCUGCAGAUAUUUCCUGAAGGCAGGCCCGUGGUAGCCAACAUUGAGCCACUUUUUGACCGGCUGCUCAUUUUCUGGUCUGACCGGCGGAACCCACAUGAGGUGAAACCAGCCUAUGCCACCAGGUACGCCAUCACUGUCUGGUAUUUUGAUGCCAAGGAGCGAGCAGCAGCCAAAGACAAGUAUCAGCUAGCAUUGGGACAGAAAGGUGUUCAAGUACCUGUAUCUCAGCCAAGUACACCCACCUAGUGGCCAGCCCGAGCUGCGUGGACAGACAGCUUCCCCUGACGUCGGGAGAGCCCCGGGCCCACGCCGCCCGGCCAGCGGCCAGCCAGUCUCGGUGCCUACUCCUUCCUCACCGCAGCUGCUGCUUCCGGCUUGGCCUCUGUCCUGGUGUGGAGGGCUCCCUCAGUUACUGAGGACUGAGGAGGAGAGACCUGUGCUGCCCUGUGAUGGGGGCUGGGACUGUGACUUGGGCAGGGGCCAGUGUUGGGAGCUACCAUUACUGGAGCUAAGGGCCUGUGUCCUGCCCUGUCUGGUUGUGUCCCUCCCAGGUGUGGAGAGCUGGAAGUAGGUAUUGCCACCUCCCACCAAGAUGCAGGAGUUGGGGUUGAGGUGAGUCACGGCCUCUUGCUGGCAAAGAUUUGUUGGGGGGAGAGUAUCCCCAAGCCCCCCGCUCCUCCAGCCUGGAAUGUGAAGUGACUCCCAAACCCUUCGGCCAUGGCACCUUUCGGACUAGGCUGCUGCUGCUUGGGCAGCAUAAAAGGUGCUGAGAGGAGCACAGGCAUGGAAGUCCUGUCAGCCAAGAAAUAAAAGUUUACCUCAGAGCUGCACA